This is a messenger RNA of Planococcus citri (citrus mealybug), 5237 nucleotides long. RefSeq names its product endoribonuclease Dicer-like. The transcript is spliced from 27 exons. The record is from RefSeq and is a predicted model, not a curated record. The coding region runs from base 147 to 5075 and encodes 1642 amino acids. Gene Ontology annotation, cellular component: cytoplasm; RISC complex; nucleus. NCBI's taxonomy places the organism in Eukaryota, Metazoa, Arthropoda, Insecta, Hemiptera, Pseudococcidae. Gene Ontology annotation, biological process: siRNA processing; apoptotic DNA fragmentation; pre-miRNA processing. Gene Ontology annotation, molecular function: RNA binding; protein binding; deoxyribonuclease I activity.
UAUCUUAAUCAACAACAAAUAUUCCUUAUCAGUUCCAACGUUUUUCAUUUGUAGAAGAAAGAAUUUUGUAUUUAAUUCGUUCUUUUUUCGUGAUUAGUAAUUUAAUUUGUAUUGAGAUAGUUCUCAAAUCUUAGAUUAAUGCGUAUAUGAACACAGUCGGCGACAUGGAUGAUUUAGCAGAGACCAACGCUAACGAAUACCUCUUGAAAGACGUAUUGGAUAGAAUCGCCUCAUCUCUGCAGUGUCCACAAGAUGACUUCAUUCCAAAAGAUUACCAAUCUGAAUUAGCUAAUUCGACCAAAACUUCGAACAAAACAGUUUUUCUACCUAGUUACGAAGAUAAACUAUACGUCAGUUAUCUAAUUUUGAAAUCAAACAGCCUGGAAAUUGAAAAAUCCGGAAAACAAAUCAUAUAUUUGAUCGAUUCAUCGAAAUAUCUAUCUACAGUUACCGCUUUCUUCACGAAACAUUCUCAUUAUCCAGUUAUUGAAAUACGAUGCGAUAAAGUAGCGGAUUUAUGGAAUACUCAAAACGGCCAGCGAAUAAUCGUCACCACCAGUUCGAUCUACUUGAACGCUUUAUCAAAAUGGAAUUCUAAGUUGCAAGAUACUUUUAUGAUUUUUUUCGACGAUUGUGCCUUCGCUUAUGGUCAAAAUUCCAUGAAACAAGUUAUGAAUUAUUUUCAAAAUUGUAACGAACAAGACUGGCCUCGAGUUACAGCUUUUACAUCUUGUCUCCUUCAUCCUCAAAUCAAAGCGGACGAUAACUGCAUGUUUGAGUUCUUGAAAAACCUAGAAAUUACUUUCAAAUCGACGAUUAUUUCCUCUCAGUACUGCAACGUCACUAGAAAAUUAUUAACUCGCGUAAAUGAUGUAAAAUUUGUCAAGUAUCGUCACCGUAAAGAGAAUUUUGAAGAAUCUCUGGUUGAAAAUUUUCACCUAGAUACUCUGAUUGGGAAAACAAUCGCUCUCAUCGAUGGAUUAAAAUUGCCUAACGAUUCAUCGGUCAAUGAACAAACACAUUUAAGAGGCUUCGUUUCGAGAAUAUUUCAAGACAUUGUUCGAUACAUGUACCUAUAUGGAAUGUAUCCUGCUUUUAUUGUCUCUAAUAUUCAUCGAAUCCGAUUGGAAAAGAAGAAAUUAUUAUGUGAUGACAUCACAACUUUCAUAUUGUCUGCUAUAAUCAAUGAUCUAUACGUGAUUAGGUCGUUAAUAUGGGAUAAAAUAAUGGAGAAUAAUACCAAAUCAAAAGAAAAUGCCGCAACUAUUGUGAAAAAUACUUCGGAAAAAAUCGUAAAAUUGCUUUCAUUACUGUAUAAAAUGGACUACAAUGGGAAUUGCAUCGUUUUAGUGAACGAUUGUAUCACUGCGAGGAUAAUAACAUUGAUUUUGCAGAAAUUAUCGAAAUGUGAAACGAAAAUGGGUCAUAUCCUCGCUGAUUUUAUCAUCAGCAGCGAAUCUGUUCUUGAGAGUAACGACGAUCGAGAGCAAUCUUUCUUUAGAAAACAGCUCAAUUCGGUCGUUCAAAGGUUCCAAAAAAGUUUGUUAAGCGUUCUCGUAAUAUCUUGGAAAGCAGAUUUCGAUUUCAGCGAGUUGAAUUCAAAUUGGAUCGUUUAUUUUGAUUUGGCUCCUACAUUUCAAAAGUAUAUUUUAUCGAGAAGGUUCGCGAACGAUACCAGUAAUAAUAAUUAUUUCUUCAUUGAGGAGACUGGCGAUGAAGAGAAAUUCAACAGGGAUAAACGUUAUCUCGGAGAGUUCGUUGAUUUGGAUUUAAACUUGAAAGAAUUAUUAUCAGUGAAAGAUUUGAAUAACGAGUAUCGUUUACGUAAAAGCUUAAAAAAAUUCAAAGAAUCGAAAUCCGAGCUCGAAGAUAAAUUCCCUCCCCUCAUCACCAAACACAACAAACGACUAUCUUUUAUAUCAGCCAUCCACGCUGUUAACAAGUAUUGCAAAAGUUUGCCAUGUGAUGGGUUUUCAUCGCCGGCACCUCGUUGGUCGUUUCAAAAAAAAGAUGGAGGUGUUGUUUGUAGAGUACGACUUCCGAUUCAAUCCGGAAUUGAAACCGUUAUCGAAAACCCACCGAUUAAAAAUGUAAAAUUCGUGAAGCAAAUAGCAGCCUUAGAAACGGUGAAAUAUUUGUACAAAUGUGGACAAAUAAACGACGAUUUAGUAUCAACCUUUAGUUACAUCGACGAUCAACUGAAUAGUGAAAUAUUAUUUCCGAAUUGGAUUCACGAAGAUGAAUCGAUUAAGGCUGGUUCAGCCCAAUGUUAUCGAACUGUUCCGUUAAAAUUUCCAGAAUGGUUAAAUCAAUGUUGUCCUCGCCCCGAUGCUGACACAUUCUUACAUAUUAUUCAUCUGAAAACCGCUUACGAAGAACCGAAUGAUUCGAGAAAAUCGUAUUUCCAUAAAUUAAUGCAAUCGGAUAAAGAAUUCGGUAUUUUAUCGAGUAAAAAAUUACCCCAAUUGUGCGAAUUUCCUGUCUAUUCCGACUUGGGCCAAGUUAAUGUUACUAUCGAAGUGAACGCUAAAAUCAUGAAACUAACCGGCGAGGAAGUAGAUAAAUUAUUAUCUUGUCAUAAGUUCAUCUAUUUGGAUGUUUUACAAAUCGUCAAAGGAUUCUUGAUUGGAGAUCGUUGCAAUGGCGAUAAUUCCUAUUGCAUUGUUCCUUUAGAACCUUCGGAUAAUGGUUCGAUGAAUAUUGCUUGGGAUGUAGUGAAUAACCUCUCGAUCAGAAGCGAUAUAAUUGAGCCCUCCGAAACCGAAAGAGUUAGCACACAUUACUCUUCGAAUGAUUUUUUGGGCAAAGUGGUCACUCCUUGGUACAGAAUGUUAACACAACGAGUAAUGUUUUCUAGUUAUUACAUCGUAACCAAAGUCUGCACGAAUCUCCGACCCACUUCCAAAUUUCCGUCCGGCGAAUACGACACAUUCACGGAGUAUUAUCAUGAAAAAUACAACUUGGAAGUGAAAAAUCCUAUCCAACCUUUACUAGAAGCUCGAAUCAUCACUGAUAAUCUCAAAUGCAUUCGUCCAAGAGCUCAAAAUCCUGGCAUAAAGAAGAAAAAAGGCGAAAAAGAGCCCGAUCUUCCGGUAAUUUUACUGCCAGAAUUCUGUAUACGGCAAUCAUUUCCCGCUGUUUAUUGGUACAAAGCUGUUCUGUUGCUCGGAAUUACUCAUCGUUUACAUUACAUCUUAUUGGCCGAACAACUAAGACGCAAGGUGGCUUCUGAAAUGGAAGCCAUAGCUGAUUCGUCGAUUGAAAGCGAUGAGAAAGAUGUCAUGAUAGUUGACGAAUCAUUCGUGAAAGAAUGCGAAGAAGGAGCCAAACCGGUGGUGCCCAUAUUAUCAAUACUGAAACAAGUCAAAUAUGUGAGAAAUGUUCGCCGGUAUCCUUGGGCCGAUGAACAACUACCGAUCGAUAUAGAUCGACAAAUAGAUACGGUUUCUAUGAUCGAAGUCAUGUCUUAUUGCGAUUUUAUUCGUGGUCAGACUGGAGAACAUCCUGAUAUGUUCGCUCUUUUCGCGCCCAGUGUUGCGGAGUUCCCAAAACUGAAAUUCAUCGAUGCUCGAAAACCAUUGAAUCCGGGUCCGAAACAAACCGAUAUUGUUCAGACGUUCACCGGUGUAAAUUGCGAUGAUAUAUUCAACUUGGAAAGAUUAAAAAUGAUGGGUAAAUCGUUCGUAAACUUUGCCGUUUCGUUAUGGCUCUAUAAGUCGAAUCCAGAUUGGAAUGUUACUCAGUUACGUCAACUAAAGCAGAAAAUAUUAAGCCGGCGUAAUUUUUACUACUGCGGAGCUAAACUAGAGCUUGGAUCUUAUAUUAAACUACACGACUUCUCCGAGAAUAACGACUGGUUCUUGAGUGGUUUUUGCGUACCGGAUGUAUUGAUUAAUAUCUUGAAAAAUUACGUUAUUCCUCCCGAAGCUAUUUUCAAUUUGGAAAUUCCUCGAGAUGAGCAACACUCGGGUGAAAUUAGCGCCGAAACUAGAGAUAAAAUGCAGAAUAAAAUGAUCGAAUAUUACGAUAAAACUUCGACGAAGAAUACCGAAAGUACGUUGAACAAGACGCCCAUUUCUGAUAACGGCGAUCACAAUCACGCGUUUAUUUAUUUCAAAAAGCACAGCGUUCCCGAUAAAGCUGUAGCUAGCGCUUUGAAAUCGUUGAUUGGAGUUUACUUAACGAAUACCGGAGUCGAAUCAACGUUCAAAUUUCUGCAAUAUAUCGGCGUAUUACCUAAAGAAUCCCAUCCAGACGCUUCAUACCCAUCAAAAGACUCUCCUCCGAAUGAAAAUCAUUCGUAUUUCGAUGAAGAUAAUUUAAAAGAAACUCUCGGAUACGAAUUCAAGAAUAAGAGAUUACUCACAGAAGCCAUUACUCAUCAUUCGUAUUUUAGCGAAACUUCAACCAUCUGUAAUCACAAACUGGCUUUCUUAGGAGAUUCUAUUUUAGAUUUACUCUUAACCGGAUACGUUCACGAAUACGGUCAAGAUAGAAAGAUCAGCGAAGUUCGCGAAAUACGAGUUUCCCUCAUGAAUGAUGUAGUAUUUGCUAUCGUUGCUGUGAGAAUCGGUCUGCAUAAGGUUCUGUUCUACGAUUCGGUCAGAUUGAUGAAGAAAAUCGAUCAAUUUGUUCAAGAAGAAAAUAGAGUGAAUUGUCAAGUCAGUUAUGACGAAUUACUUUUCUUAAUCGAAGAAACAAACAACGCUGUGAUCGACUCCGUAGAUGUUCCCAGAGCGUUGACUGAUGUCUUCAAAAGCAUCGUAGCUGCGAUUUAUUUAGACACCAAUGGCGAUCUAAAAACUGUUUGGAACGUUGUACAUCGUGUAUUGAAAAAAGAAAUAGAUAAGUUUAACGAUAUGCCACCUCGAGAUCCGAUCAAGUUACUAGAAGAAACAGAUUUGAAAUUUUCAUUCGACCCUACUACCUACGGAAAUUUAAUAAUCGUACCUCUGCAAAUCGAAAUAGAUCAUGGUAAAAAAAUUUUCUUCGGGACUGGAUCAUCGAAAAAUCAAGCUAAGAGAAUCGCAGCCAAAACAGCGAUCAAAGAAAUGGCUCGAGAAUUCGUGGUAUGAUUUUAUUCUCGUGUUUGUUUUUAUAAGAUACUAUGUAUUUUCGAGUUACCUAAUUUUUAUCCAAAAAAUAUUUCUGUUUGCUCAUUUUUCGCUCAUUGUUUUUAAGCUCGAGCUUUAUUUCGUGUUGUAGAAAUGAAAUUUUAUUAUAUUUUUAUUUUUUAA